This is a messenger RNA of Girardinichthys multiradiatus, 1255 nucleotides long. It is a transcript of the gene vps37d, whose product is annotated as VPS37D subunit of ESCRT-I. Gene Ontology annotation, cellular component: ESCRT I complex. The transcript is spliced from 2 exons. NCBI's taxonomy places the organism in Eukaryota, Metazoa, Chordata, Actinopteri, Cyprinodontiformes, Goodeidae. Gene Ontology annotation, biological process: protein targeting to membrane; protein targeting to vacuole; ubiquitin-dependent protein catabolic process via the multivesicular body sorting pathway. The coding region runs from base 139 to 570 and encodes 143 amino acids. The record is from RefSeq and is a predicted model, not a curated record.
GUGUCGACUGAGCAGUUUAACUCCGCGUGCGGGCGCCUCGCAUUCCAACGCGACCGAGAUGUGAGCGGAGUGCGGCGGGACUUCGCUGCUUCUCAACCCGUCUCUCAGUCUAUCAGGCGCGGUUUUUAAGCAUUAAAAAUGUCCAACUCCAAGGAAGGGACCUCCUGUCCCGACGGCUACAGGGCUUUAAGCACAGCCGAGCUGAGGGAGCUUUUACAAAGCGACGACAAAAUGGACCAAAUUAUUCGACUCAAUGAGAAGUUCCAGGAGCUUCAAGUUGACCGAGAGAUGCUGCUGACCUCCAACCGGAGCCUGGCCGAGGAGAGUCUGGCUCAGCGACCCUGCCUUAAUAACGGCAAGCUCCAGCUGGCAGAGAAAUACAAGGAACUGUCCAACCUCAUAACCACAUGCUGGGAAAAACAGAGUCAGCUGGGUGAGUUCACCUCACCGCUGAGGAGACACAGAUUCGGGGGGAGUGGGGGCACGUGGUUCGGGUUUCAUGCAGCUGAAAUGUUAGUGGGCGAUCGUGAUGGCAAGGUUACUGGUUUGUAUCCACGACCAUAUCGAUAAACACAGCCUUGGUUAACAAGGUUUAGCUGGACAUGCCUGCAGCCCUCAGCAGUCUGAAACCAUUCAGUGAAAACAGCCACAGAAAUCCGUCAGAAAAGGUCGCGUCCUAACCACUUAAGGUUGAAGCUAAUUACACACGAUAACCCACAGUGGCUCCUCGUUGUCUUCCCUUGUAAUUGCAGGAACACACUCAAACAUGACUCCACAGUUUGAGACAUCGAAAGCAAAGCUGUAUUUAAAUCCCAUUCAGCUCUCUGUGACGGCCGCGCUGGUUCUGAGAAUGAAGGAAACUUCACAUCAGAGCACAGAAAAGGUUCUGAGUGUCACUGAGACGAGCCUUCAUCUGCUCAGCAAAAGCCUCAGCAUGACUGGAGUUCGGUCAUGGGAACCAAAUGGAGCAUAUCAAAUGCCAGCAGGAAGCUUGCAGCAGUUGUCAAGGAAUUUGCAGGCUAAGUUGGGGCGGGUGGGUAGUUUGUUUCAGCAAGUUCUGCUUUUGACAGAACAGCUAGCUGAGGAUGUCGUCUAAGCCACGAUACAAAAUUUUAAGCUCGAUGGGUAAGCUUUAAAUGUUCCUACAGAGUGAGUCGAAUCAGAAACAGGUGUUCUUGAAUAUUUACAGGCCUCCUAAGUCCAAAACAAACUUUAUCAGUGAUUUUAAUGAGCUUUUAUCUGUGAUAUGUGUUGA